Molecule: messenger RNA, 1623 nt
Organism: Aplysia californica (California sea hare)
Lineage: Eukaryota; Metazoa; Mollusca; Gastropoda; Aplysiida; Aplysiidae
Product: exosome complex component RRP41
Exons: 5
Coding region: 128-877 (249 amino acids)
Biological process (GO): nuclear mRNA surveillance; rRNA catabolic process; poly(A)-dependent snoRNA 3'-end processing
Cellular component (GO): nucleolus; cytoplasmic exosome (RNase complex); nuclear exosome (RNase complex)
Source: RefSeq, a predicted model, not a curated record
UUUUCAUAAAUCACUGGAGAACCUCAGAUCUUGGUCACUCACUGCUCCUCACACAUUGUCAACACAAAAUUCAAUCUUGUAAAAGUCUGUCCUGAGUCGAUCUUAUAUUAUAUCACUAUUGAGGAUUAUGGCAGGCAUGGAGCUAUUGUCCGACCAAGGAUUUCGUAUGGACGGUCGAAAAUCCAAUGAGUUGCGACGGAUCCGAUUUAAAAAAGGAGUUUUUAAUCAGGCUGAUGGUUCGGCCUAUCUUGAACAGGGCAAUACAAAAGUAUUAGCCGCAGUUUAUGGUCCACACGAGAUCAGAGGAAGCAAGAGCAAAGCUCUUCAUGACAGAGUUCUCAUCAAUUGUCAGUACAGUAUGGCAACCUUCAGUACUCAAGACCGAAAGCGUCGUCCUCGAGGAGACCGCAAGUCACAGGAGAUGACCUCUCACCUAAAGCAGACAUUUGAUGCUGUCGUGUUGACCGAGCUAUAUCCAAAGACACAACUGGAUAUAUAUGUGGAGGUUUUACAGUCAGAUGGCGGUAAUUAUUGUGCUAGUGUGAAUGCUGCCACGCUGGCCCUUAUGGAUGCUGGCAUUCCCAUGAAAGACUAUGUGAUUGCUUGUGCUGGAAGCUUCACACGAGAGACGCCCAUCAUAGACAUCAACCAUUUGGAAGAGUCAAGUGGAGGGGCAGAAGUUAUCAUGGCUAUUUUGCCCAGGUGUGAUCAGAUUGUGUUCUUAGAAAUGAAUUCCAGGCUACAUGAGGAUCAUUUGUCAGCUGUCAUGGAUCAUGUGAUGGCUGGCUGCAAGGAUAUUUUCAAUGUCCUCAAUCAGCAGGUCAGAGAAGAGCUUGUGAGAAGAACAGUUCAAGACAGCCUGGUGGAUUCAGGGUGAUAUGAAUUUUUGACAUGCUUUGGGGAAUUGGGAAAAUCAACAGUGUAAUAUGUAUACUGCUGGGAUGAAUGUUUCUGUACAAUCUAUUUGACUAAAGUACCAUUAUCAAGUGAGGUCGGACUUGUAAAUAGAACCGACAAUACAUGGACUGUCAAUGGAGGUCAUGAAUAGAUUUGGGCAAGUGCUUAUCCAGCAGCAGUUCUCGUAUUCUCUUCCAAUACUUGAUGUUACAUGUAAAAGUAGAAGAAUACAACAUAAUUAAUCUAUCUGAAUCCUGUUUAGCAGGGAUAUUCAACAUUUUCUUGCUAUUGGCAGCAUGAACAUAGUCAAAGAGAAGUCUGAUCAGUCAUGCUCAUGUCCAGUAUGUGCUUCUGUUUGCAUGAAUAUUGAGGUAGUGUUUUUAUUAGGCGUACCGGAUACAAUUUAGAGAGAGUGUGGGACAGAGCGAGAGAGAAAAAGAGUGCCCAUUUAGGUGUUUUUGAAAAGCAGAACAAGUGUGUGCAUAUUUUAUGUUCAUGUCUAAUUGACAAUUGAAAAAGGAAUGGGGAGGAAGUGGGGGUGGGGAUUGAAGAAACUUAAUGUUUAACAGUAGUGAAUUCAUGAGUUACCUGUGUUAUACAGGAUCACAAAACACUGCCAGUUUUCUCAAUUACAGACCUGUAUCUGUUACAUUCAUUGUAUAAGAUGAGAUGAUUGUGUUUCAAUAUUUGUGUUACGAAAAAAUAAACUUCCUGUAACAAAAACAA